Molecule: messenger RNA, 1789 nt
Organism: Sorex fumeus (smoky shrew)
Lineage: Eukaryota; Metazoa; Chordata; Mammalia; Eulipotyphla; Soricidae
Gene: RASSF5
Product: Ras association domain family member 5
Exons: 6
Coding region: 76-1338 (420 amino acids)
Biological process (GO): signal transduction
Cellular component (GO): nucleus
Source: RefSeq, a predicted model, not a curated record
UUAAAGGCGCGCACGGCCGUGGCCGCCCUUCUCUCGAGGCCACCUCGGGAGGAGGGAGCUGCAACCCCGCUGGCCAUGGCCAUGGCGUCCCCGGCCAUCGGGCAGCGCCCGUACCGGCUGCUCCUGGACCCGGAGCCGCCGCGCUACCUGCAGACCUUGGGCGCGCCCGAACCCGCCGCGACCCCCGGCCGUUCCCCGCGCCGAUGCGUCCCCGCGCCCACGGCCGCCGCGCCCGGGGCGCACGAGGGACACGGUGCCCGGAGGGCUGCCCGGGGGGACCCGGAGCCCCAGCCUCCUCGGGCCUCGCGAUCCGCUCGCCCUCUCCGGCCUGGGCUGCAGCAGAGACUCCGGCGACGCCCCGGGGCGCCCCGGCCCCGCGACGUGCGGAGCAUCUUCGAGCAGCCGCAGGACCCCCGCGUUCCGGAGGAGCGAGGCGAGGGGCAUCGCUUCGCGGAACUGGCGCUGCGGGGCAGCCGGGGCUGGUGCGACCUGUGCGGACGAGAGGUGCUGCGGCGGGCGCUGCGCUGCGCUAACUGUAAGUUCACGUGCCACCCGGAAUGCCGCAGCCUGAUCCAGCUGGACUGCAGACAGCAGGGAGGGCCGGCCCGGGACAGACCCUCUGCAGAGAGCAGCCACGCUCCACCCUCCCACCAGAAUGCAGGUGCCACCGAGGAAGCGCCCGCGCCGCGGAGCCCGCCCACACUGCAGGAGCUCAAGCAGAAGAUCGAGAGCUACAACACGCGAGAGAAGAACUGCCUGGGCAUGAAACUGAGUGAAGAUGGCACCUACACGGGCUUCAUCAAAGUGCAUCUGAAGCUCCGGCGGCCGGUGACGGUGCCUGCCGGAAUCCGGCCCCAGUCCAUCUACGAUGCCAUCAAGGAUGUGAACCCCGCCAACACCACGGACAAGAGGACGUCCUUCUACCUGCCGCUCGAUGCCAUCAAGCAGCUGCACAUCAGCAGCACCACCACGGUCAGCGAGGUCAUCCAAGGGCUGCUCAAGAAGUUCAUGGUCGUGGACAACCCCCAGAAGUUUGCACUUUUCAAGCGGGUCCAUAAGGACGGGCAAGUGCUCUUCCAGAAACUCUCCGUGGCUGACUGUCCCCUCUACCUGCGCUUACUUGCUGGGCCCAACACAGAUGUCCUCAGCUUUGUGCUAAAGGAGAACGAGACUGGAGAGGUAGAGUGGGACGCUUUCUCCAUCCCUGAGCUCCAGAACUUCCUAACAAUCCUGGAAAAAGAGGAGCAGGACAAAAUUCAACAAGUGCAGAAAAAGUAUGACAAGUUCAGGCAGAAACUAGAGGAGGCAUUAAGGGGUUCCCAGGGCAAAGCUGGCUAACCGGUCCUGCUUCUUCCUCCCCCGGUGCCCUCAAAUUUAUUUUUAUUCUGAAUUAUUAUUUUGCAACAGACAUUUCUUCUCAGGAUGUCUCUGGCAGGGAUGUCUGUCCCAGCCAAUGUUUGCAGAUGUGACCUGGUCUCUGGUGUGAUGUGUGUGGGGUAAGGGCUUGAAGUGGCUGGGCUUAGAGCCCCUGGGAAGGCCUGGGCGCCUCCCAUCAUCUGUGGGCCUCUACAGACAGAACACUUGCUUCUCCAUCAACAAAGUGGAUCUCUUCCUACCAGCUGGCAAAGGAAAAAGAAAUGGUUUUAGAAUUCUGUGUUCUCACACGGGAUUGCUCCCUUUCUACUUCUCUUCUUUGCCACCCACCGUACCUUUAUUUAUGAGAUGAAAGUUGCACCGUGUCCCUUGAGCAGGUCUGAGCUAAGCCCUUGAAUGCAGGAUUAUGCUCAUG